Molecule: messenger RNA, 1200 nt
Organism: Penicilliopsis zonata CBS 506.65
Lineage: Eukaryota; Fungi; Ascomycota; Eurotiomycetes; Eurotiales; Aspergillaceae
Exons: 1
Coding region: 133-1143 (336 amino acids)
Biological process (GO): translation
Cellular component (GO): mitochondrial large ribosomal subunit
Molecular function (GO): structural constituent of ribosome
Source: RefSeq, a predicted model, not a curated record
GCAGCGCCUCGGACGUUAUUGGGAAGUUGUAUUCCACGAAUUGUUUGGCUAAACUUGACUCGGAGGUCGAGCUAGCUGAAUAUCUACCGAGCGUUUGUUUUGAACUUCUACACACAUAUUUAUCUCACCACAAUGCCGCCGAGAUUACGGGUUCCCAGCGAACGGGUGUCACAGUUGUUCCUACGCCCCAGAGUCCUCUGUCAGUAUGAGGCUUCUACCAUCUGCAGGAGGAGCGUGAGCGCGGCAGCAGCAUCUGCUGUGGCGCCGGCCGCAUCAAUAGAGCUGGCGAAGGCCCCAAAUGCAUCGAUUUCGAAGUACCCGCAGUCCCAACCUCACUCCUACCGUCGCCCUGAAAACCGCAGGUCCCAGCUCCUCAGACAAUACGCUUCUUUGAUCCGGACCUCGCCGCUUAUGGUUAUGUUUCAACACAACAACCUCAAGGCUGUGGAAUGGCUGGCUAUCCGACGGGAGCUGAAUAAGGCGCUGCAAAAAGUCGAUGAGCAGAUGGCCGCCGAGGGCCGUAACGUUCCUCCGAUUGCUUCCAACAUCAAGCUUCAAAUCAUCCGGACGAGCAUUUUUGACGUUGCUCUGCGUGUUGUGGAGUACUUCAAGCCGAUAAAGACACCCGGUAGCGAGCACUGGAGCGAUGGGACAUCGACACCACACGAUCUUUCCCACGAGGUCCACGAUGCCGUGUUCCCCAUGAAAGGCAAGCACGAGCUUUCGGCAAUCUUGCUCGGUCCCGUUGCGGUGCUUUCGAUUCCUGUGGUCUCCCCCGAAUAUAUGAAGGCCGCGCUGUCAGUGCUAGUGCCCAAGGAUCUCGGCUUGACCCCCCCGUCGCGCAAGGCAAACCCUACCUGGCACGAGCCUACGGUGCAGAACGGUCUGCAGAAACUGACUUUGCUCGCGGCGCGGGUUGACGGGAAGCUGUUGGACACCGACGAGACCGUUUGGGUCAGCAAGAUCGAAGGCGGUAUGGACGGUUUGCGCGCUCAGCUUGUUCGGUCGCUGGAAAGCGUCGGGGCCAGUGUCACGAGUGCGCUGGAGGGUGCUGGAAAGAGUCUCUAUCUUACACUUGAAAGCAGGCGGAGCGUUCUCGAAGAGGAGCAGAAGGGUCCGGCCGAUGAAAAGAGCGAACCCUGAAUUUGAAUUUGUUGUACUACAUAUGUAUUAUAAUCGUUUUAUAUUCAAUCUAGCAUG